AUGCCGUCGGAAUCUAAGCCUUUGUUGACAGCCCAAACAGAAAAACCAAAUCAUUAUAAAUAUCUUAAGGAAUUUCGCGUGGAACAGUGUCCGUCGUUCUUACAACAUAAAUGUACACAACAUAGGCCUUUCACAUGUUUCCAUUGGCAUUUUAAUAAUCAGAGACGUAGACGGCCCGUACGAAAACGGGAUGGGACCUUCAAUUAUAGCGCAGACAAUUAUUGCACUAAAUAUAAUGAAACUUCGGGCAUUUGCGAGGAUGGUGACGAUUGCCCCUACUUACAUAGAACAGCAGGUGACACAGAACGACGAUAUCACUUAAGAUAUUACAAGACAUGUAUGUGUGUACAUGAUACAGAUGCUCGGGGCCUCUGCACUAAGAAUGGAGCACACUGUGCCUUCGCACAUGGAGGCCCAGACCUUCGCCCUCCAGUCCUCGAUAUGCGGGAGCUUCAAGCUCUGGAGAACCCUGAUGGAACUGAUGGGGACUCGGCAGCACCAAAUGCCUUAGAUAGAGAACGGAAUUUGAUGAAUGAAGAUCCUAAAUGGCAAGAUACAAAUUAUGUUCUAUCAUCAUAUAAAACAGAACCAUGCAAGAGACCUCCUAGGCUCUGUAGACAAGGCUAUGCAUGCCCCCAAUACCACAAUAGUAAAGAUAAGCGUAGAUCUCCGCGCAAGUACAAGUACCGCAGCACCCCAUGCCCCAACGUGAAGCACGGGGAAGAGUGGGGCGAGCCCAACAAUUGCGAAGCUGGCGACGCCUGCGGCUACUGCCACACUCGCACCGAACAGCAAUUUCACCCAGAGAUCUACAAAUCUACUAAGUGUAAUGACGUGCAGCAAGCUGGUUACUGCCCGCGAGGCCUGUUCUGUGCGUUUGCGCACGUUGAACCUGAGGACCUUACAUCUCGUGACUUGACAGCACCAUUAGAAUGCGGUACCAAUCUAGCCGAACUUUUAUCAUCUGCUUUACCCAACGACAAGAAGAAUGAUGUCAAUAUGCUAACUGGAGCCCUGGGACUCGGCCGCCCUAUCUCUCCACAAGUCCCACAUGCAAACGGCAGCGGCGACGGUUCCGAAUGUGCUUCUACAUCCAGUGGGGGUUCAAUACACCCACCCAGACCAAUACAGACCACGGCCCUUCAAGGAUAUUCUGACCACGAUAAGCCACAACCGUCGUGGCCGCCCCGGGCCACAUUCGACGCCACAGUUCUUCAAGAAGUGGUUGGUAACGCUCUAGAUGACAUCCAUUUGGAUGACCCUCUUAAUUUAGUGGCAUCUUUAGACCGCGACCUAUCAGACGGCGAGGGUUUACUCGGGGGAUCGGCUCCCGUCAACAUCCCCCGACCUACGCUGCGCGGCUUCAGUCCGCCCAGCGGAGGCUCACCGCUUCCUCCGUUUCUGCGGUACGCUACGAGCGACACAGAUAGGUUAUUCAACUCUCACGCCAUUAAGGCCGGUAGCUUCGGCGCCGCGACCAGCGCAUUCGAGUUUGCGGCGACAUCGCCCUCCGCGCCCGCGGAGCUGUCCCGGCUGCGCGAGGAGGUCGUGGCAUCGCGCGCGGCCGCCGCUCGCUGGGACGAACGCAUCGCUCAAGCUCGGUCCGCUUGCGAAGCCUGGCAAAGGGAGUCGGACGAGGCGCAGCGGAAAGCCGUUUUGGCCGAAAGACAACGCGACGAAGCGUUGGCCCACGCGCUAAACCUGAAACGCGAACUGGAAUCGUCUCGCGCGGCCGGACGUCGCGAACUCCGUGGUUUACCGCUGACGGCGUUGAAAGCGCUGCAAGUGCAAGUACGUUCGGACUUGGAGGAAAUUGAGAAAGCGCUUUACCUAGAGACGGCGACCAAGUGUAUGGUGUGCGAAGAACAGCCGCGCAGCGUGACGCUCGCGCCGUGCAAUCAUUACGUGUUGUGCGACAGUUGCGCGGGCACCGCCAAAGAGUGCCCCUACUGCCAGACUCCCAUCCAACACCAUCAGUAG
This is a messenger RNA of Leptosia nina, 1980 nucleotides long. Lineage: Eukaryota; Metazoa; Arthropoda; Insecta; Lepidoptera; Pieridae. The record is from the annotation of a GenBank genome assembly.